Molecule: messenger RNA, 810 nt
Organism: Knipowitschia caucasica
Lineage: Eukaryota; Metazoa; Chordata; Actinopteri; Gobiiformes; Gobiidae
Source: the annotation of a GenBank genome assembly
AUGUACGAGUCACAGACCUGUUGUUACUCUAAUGUGGUCCUGAAGCUGACCCAGAUGAUUGGGAAGAACGUGAAGCUGUAUGACAUGGUUCUUCAGUUCCUCCGGACGCUUUUCCUCAGAACUCGUAAUGUUCACUACUGCACGCUCCGAGCAGAACUGCUCAUGUCUCUGCACGACCUCGACAUCAGCGAGAUCUGCUCUGUGGACCCCUGCCACAAGUUCACCUGGUGUCUCGACGCUUGUAUCAGGGAGAAGUUUGUUGAUGGUAAAAGAUCUCGAGAACUACAGGGUUUUCUGGACGGAGUGAAGAAGGGACAGGAACAGGUCCUGGGAGACCUGUCUAUGAUCCUGUGUGACCCUUUCGCCUGCAACACUCUGGUUCUGAGUCUCAUCAAGAACAUCCAGGAGCUGCUGAGUCAGGACGCCCUGCCCAGGGACAGCUCUGACCUGAUGCUUCUGUUGAGGAUGUUGUCUUUGGGUCAAGGAGCGUGGGAUAUGAUUGACAGCCAAGUCUUCAAAGAACCUCGUCUGGACCUGGAGGUUGUGACCCGCUUCCUUCCCUCCAUGAUGUCCGUUGUUGUGGACGACCACAUUCAUGUUGUUGAACAGAAGCUUCCGAGUGAAGAGAAGAGCUCCCUGAGCUACCCCUCUGCUCUGCCUGAGGGCUACACCAGGUUCCUGCAGGAGAACAGAGUGGCCUGUGAGAUGGGGCUUUACUACGUUCUGCACAUCGCUAAACUCCGGAACAAGAACGCUCUUCAGAGACUGCUGCCCUCUCUAGGUCAGUCUGACCUGACCCCCGACCCUUGA